Molecule: messenger RNA, 6290 nt
Organism: Mus musculus (house mouse)
Lineage: Eukaryota; Metazoa; Chordata; Mammalia; Rodentia; Muridae
Gene: Chrm1
Product: cholinergic receptor, muscarinic 1, CNS
Exons: 3
Coding region: 617-1999 (460 amino acids)
Biological process (GO): cognition; G protein-coupled receptor signaling pathway; saliva secretion
Cellular component (GO): axon terminus; membrane; glutamatergic synapse
Molecular function (GO): G protein-coupled receptor activity; G protein-coupled acetylcholine receptor activity
Source: RefSeq, marked validated
GUGUGUGUGUGUGCCGCCAGUCUGUGUGCAGUGGGUGUGGGUGUUUGUCUCCCUGUAUCCGCCUUCUCUCUCCUCUUGGACUUUUAGCUUUCCUGGGCUCUCUUUCCUCAUGUCCUGCCUCCUCCCUCUCGAGGCUCAAAGUGGGUGCCCUUGUGGACAAGGGGGGCACACUCCAGGACUUAGUCCAACCCCAGAUGCUGCCUGAGGCUUCCCUCCUGCUCCCCCUCCCUUUCUUUCCUCCCUUUCCUCCCUCCCUCUCUUUCCCUUCCUCCCUCCCCCCCAAGGCUGGCGUGCCAGGGGGUGGGACAUGCCAAUCACUGGCUGUGCCUCUCCGGCUGCCAGCACAGGGCGCAGCUCCCCCCGGGAGCCAGGUGUUUGGGUCCCAGGAGACACUGCAGGCCCCCGGAGAAGCACUGAAGCUGAGGACCCUACAGACCCCUCUCCGGUCCCAUGGAAACCCUGAAUCCUACCUCCCCUAUCCACCUUCAGCCCCCCAAGAUGGAUUGAAUGAGGCUGCUGGCCAGAUGGACAAGCUGGAUGCCAAGGUGAUGCCCUUACUCUGAGAAAAAUCUUGUGACUGGAGGAAGGGGCUGCCCCUUCAUUCCACCUGGCUGCAAUGAACACCUCAGUGCCCCCUGCUGUCAGUCCCAACAUCACCGUCUUGGCACCAGGAAAGGGUCCCUGGCAAGUGGCAUUCAUCGGGAUCACCACAGGCCUCCUGUCUCUGGCUACAGUGACAGGCAACCUGCUGGUGCUCAUCUCCUUCAAGGUCAACACAGAGCUCAAGACAGUCAACAACUACUUCCUGCUGAGCCUGGCCUGUGCUGAUCUCAUCAUUGGCACUUUCUCCAUGAACCUCUAUACCACAUACCUGCUCAUGGGCCACUGGGCUCUGGGCACACUGGCCUGUGACCUCUGGCUGGCCCUGGACUAUGUGGCCAGCAACGCCUCUGUCAUGAAUCUUCUGCUCAUCAGCUUUGACCGUUACUUCUCAGUGACCCGACCCCUGAGCUACCGAGCCAAGCGCACUCCCCGCAGGGCAGCUCUGAUGAUUGGCCUCGCGUGGUUGGUUUCCUUCGUUCUCUGGGCCCCAGCCAUCCUCUUCUGGCAAUACCUAGUUGGGGAGCGGACAGUGCUGGCUGGGCAGUGCUACAUCCAGUUCCUCUCCCAACCCAUCAUCACUUUUGGCACAGCCAUGGCCGCCUUCUACCUCCCUGUCACAGUCAUGUGUACGCUGUACUGGCGCAUCUACCGGGAGACAGAAAACCGAGCCCGGGAGCUAGCAGCCCUACAGGGCUCUGAGACACCAGGCAAAGGUGGUGGCAGCAGCAGCAGCUCAGAGAGGUCACAGCCAGGAGCUGAAGGCUCACCCGAGUCACCUCCAGGCCGCUGCUGUCGCUGUUGCCGGGCACCCAGACUUCUGCAGGCCUACAGCUGGAAAGAAGAAGAGGAAGAGGAUGAAGGCUCCAUGGAGUCCCUCACAUCCUCUGAAGGUGAGGAGCCUGGCUCAGAAGUGGUGAUCAAGAUGCCUAUGGUAGAUCCUGAGGCACAGGCACCCACCAAGCAGCCUCCCAAAAGCUCCCCAAAUACAGUCAAGAGGCCCACCAAGAAAGGCCGAGACCGAGGCGGCAAAGGCCAAAAACCCCGAGGGAAGGAACAACUGGCCAAGAGAAAGACCUUCUCACUGGUCAAGGAGAAGAAGGCAGCUCGGACCCUGAGUGCCAUCCUGCUGGCCUUCAUCCUCACCUGGACACCAUAUAACAUCAUGGUGCUGGUGUCUACAUUCUGCAAGGACUGUGUUCCAGAAACCCUAUGGGAGCUGGGCUACUGGCUUUGCUACGUCAACAGCACUGUCAACCCCAUGUGCUACGCACUCUGCAACAAAGCCUUCCGGGACACUUUCCGCCUGCUGUUGCUCUGCCGCUGGGACAAGCGGCGCUGGCGCAAAAUCCCCAAGCGCCCUGGCUCUGUGCACCGCACCCCCUCCCGCCAAUGCUAAUGGCCCCCUUCUCCUGCAUCCUUCCACCCUCAGCUCCAGGGAGAGGCCGGUGGAAAGUGUCCCGGAAAAUGGGCUGCAUCUUCAGCCCCAAAGCCCUGCUCAGGACUCCUCUGGCUUCCCAGGCCCCUGGGUCACCUUCCUGGACAGCCCAGAGAGACUUUGCCGCUUUCCAAACUUUGCUGUUCCCAGACAGAGAGUGAAACCCGGGGAACUGGUUUUUCUGAUCCCUGCUGUGUGGGAAUGGGCCCAGCAGGAGGAUCCGGGCUUUGGUCUGUUUGCGUUUAGGCAGGAAGUCAGGAGCCAACAGGGCGGGCCAGUAGUUUAAAGGUGCAGUCUUCCUUGGCCCAUUAGGGGGCCUGGAUUGCAGUGGUGAUAGCACCUGCUGCAGCUUCAUAUGGGAGAUCACACCAAGCACAGAGAGAAAAGUCUGGAAGAGGAGGGAGGUGGUGAACCCUGGCUGGAAAUCCCCUCCCUACACAGGCAGAACUCAUCCAGGUAGGCCCUAGGCACACUCUCCAGGAUUGUCCAACUUCCCUACAAAUGUCCCCAGGUCAGCCCUAUGUGGUCACCUCCAAGGCAAAUGUCCAAGCGUAAGCAGGACAACAACACCAGAGGAGACCAGCUUGGUUAAAUACACCAAGUCCCAAAGCAGCAUCAAGGACCAGAUGUCAGGUGUCCUAACCAGUCCUCUAUGCCAUUUUCCUGGGGGUGGGGGUGGGAGUUGAGGGGGUAAGGUGCCUGCCAUCCAAUCCCACACCCAUUCUUCUCUCUCCCUACCCUAAAGUGACCUCGGUCCCACCCUCCUGGCUCACAGCCGUUACCUGGGUGGAUCUGCUCUGGGCAGAUCUAGCCAGACCUCCUGCAUGCUGCCUGCCUCCAGCCUUGCCCCACAUGGGUCUGUCCCAGCCAGCAGAUUCUCUUCUGUAAACUCCUUAAUCCAAUCCGUGCAUGGCUGCCCUGCCACCCUACUCUCCAGGCCCUGCCUGGCCCCUGUUCUUUUCUUCCAUCCUCAGCAUAUGCUGAGUCUGUGAAUAAAAGCCACGUAACUAGUGGGCACUAUAAGGAAUUCCUCCCUGUUUUGGCCCCAAGGCCAGGAAUGCAAGGACAGGGAAGGCACAAGAACUACAAUGCAGAAAGUGAGCUGCGGCUUUUAAGAUGGAUCCAGGAAAGACAGCAUUGAAUGGCUAGAUCGACUAACCCUGCAGGGGGGCCCCAGCACAACCUGUGGGUCCAUGGCUCAGGUGAGUGGUGCUAAACCAGGCAGGCCUGACCUCUGAAACAGCCCCAUGUACUCUGUACAUAGCAGCUCUAGGGCCUUAUCAUUCCCAGGAGGAACAGAAUUCAUCCAAACUCCUAUUUGUAGCUGGGGAAACUAAGACCCAGAGACCCAAGAGGAUUCUUUUGGAUUAUAUAACAAAACAACACCCAGGCUUCCACAACCUCCUGACCUCUAGACUGUAGGGGUGACAGACCUAGGAUACUCAGGCCAAAGCAUUCAAUCAGGGAAACCCUUAGGGCACAACCUAAGCAUUGUUUUGGUAAGGGAAGUUCCCAAAGCCUAAUGAAAAGGAACCUGAACAAAUUAACCCCACAGUCCUAAGCAGUGGUUAUCCAAGUAUAGCAGUAGUCGGGUGUCCCAAGGCUCACCCAGAUGUCAGUGAUUUGCUGGGAAAACAGAGAGCUCUGCAAGGCCACUAGAGUCUGUCACUGUCACAGUGGAAGAGUUCAGAAGGAAACAACAGAAUAAAGCACACAGAGCAGAAUCCCAGAGUAACCAGGCACAAAAUGCCAAUUCUUUUCCCAGGAAGUCACAGAAUACUUAAUUCUCCAGCAAUGAUGUAGGACAGCUUACAUGACAUUCUGCCAGCCACAAACACCCUCCAGAACCAUGGUGUCUGGUGUUUGUACUAGAGGACAGGCAUAGGGAGGAACAUGGCUGACUGCCCACACCGUUGGCCUCAGUGUCCAGCCCCUCUAGAGGCUUAACAGAUAGAGUGUGGCCUAGGACCUCCACCACAAACCAUAUUCUUAGUAUAGAUUAUCCGAUGUGCUCCAGACAAGCAAAGAUUUUCUUCAAUGCUGGAUAAUCCAGUGGUUAGCCAAGAUUGCCUGGAGCCAGACAAGGCCUGCUAAUCUAACAGAAGCCCAAACCAGGAAUAUUGCCUGCACCUGGGAACUUAACUAGGUAAAUUUCUGGGAUCACUAUGGAUUUAGUAAAAGAAGAAUUCCAAGGAUGGAAACCAGCUAUCUGUAACCAGCAGCCUCAAGGUGAUUCUGGUACACAUUAAAGUUUGAGAGGGGUAAAAAAAAUAUCCUAGAAGGCUGAGGUCCUGGGUGGGGACCCCCCAAAAAAAUCCCUGCAGGCUUGGAGAGUUGGCUCAGAGGUUAAGAGUACUGGCUGCUCUUCCCGAGGUCCUGAGUUCAAUUCCCAGCAACCACGUAGUGGCUCACAACCCUCUAUAAUGAGAUCUGGUGCCCUCUUCUGGCCUGCAGGCAUACAUGCAGACAGAAUACUGUAUACAUAAUAAAUAAGCCUUUUUUUUUUUAAAUCCCUGUAGAGGAAGGGGUGGGAUUCACCCCCACACAUUUAGCUUCCUGAACUCCCAGAAACUGUUGGACCUUGAGAGCUUAUCUAGCAGUUCUAGCUGGGGUGUGCAUCUCCUGGUAUAUACCCUUGACCUUCCUCCUUUAUCUGGGAAGGUCUUCCUCUUGAACUGGGUGUACAGAUUUGGACAAGAUGAAUAUGGAGGGAUGAUAGAGGAAGAAGACACCUACUGAGCCAGUCGGAUCAGUUGCAUCAACCCUAUUAGCCAAUGGGGUGUCAAAUGUCUCAAUCACCUUCAUCACCCACAAGCUAUGGAAUGGUUGCAACACUGUGGGCAAGGAUAGCCCACUAGGUGGACAAGGAGAAGCUGGCCAGAGCUGCAGGAGAUACAUGGGAUGAUCUUAUGUAAGCCAUGUACCCCGUAUCACCAGUACAGGUUGACAGCUGAGACCCUGGUAAGGGCUUCUGGCUUGUUCAUGCUCCCUUGUAGCCCUAAGCCCCCUUCAGAAAUAAAUGCCCUGCCUGUGUCAAGGGUGUGGAGGUGGAGGGCGGAGGAAGCUGAGCAGCACUGGAAGAAGUGAAGCUUUGGGACCAAUGGAACAUCAAGGAAGGAGGGGAUGGGACCAGCAUCAGGAAGGAUGGGGUGAGACCAGCAUCAGGACCGGAAAUGAGAGUAGCAGCCCACACCUAUCACUUGUUCCCUCUCCUGGGGACCUCACCGGGGUCCUGCUAUGCCCUCCACCAAAUAACCUUGGUUAGGCAUGCCUCCUGUCUUCAGUGUCUUCAUCUCUAAAAGAGGAGCAAGCCCUUUGCAGGUGUCAGAGGGAUGCGGCAAACUGGUAAAAGCAAUUGAUGGCUGUACCGUCGGUGUUACCACAGAAGAGGCUGCCACAGGUAAUGGCCUGUCUAGUUUCUCACCCAGGUCUUACCCUGUACCUCUGUUCUGGCUUUGGGAAGUCUAGAGUCCUAUUCCCCCAAACCAGGAAGAAGAAUCUUACAUCCCAAUGUGACUGGGUUUGAAGAGUGUCCAGCGCACACCUGGGCAAGAAGGAGGGUAAAGUCCAGGUGGGGUCUGGGUCCUGCAGGCCUCUGAAGAAAGAGUUGCCAACCCAGGAUGGAGAAUAACAUGAGGCUGAAGGAAGAGGGUGGUUGCAUGGGCAUCUGUCCAUCUCAAACACAGCACCCACUCCUACCCUGAGGGAGUCUCUUUACCCCAGGAACAAAGGCCUUUUGGUAGAAGUAAGGAGAGAAUAAGGUCGCUUUGUGAAUACCACAUCUUCUACCAAUCCCAGACUGGAGCUAGCCUGAGGAGGAACAAGUUAGAAUCCCUCCCACACUCAAAGCCCAGCCUUACUUCCAUUUCCACCAUGACAUUUUAGCGCCACCUGCUGGCAAUUUAAGAAACCUGACGUUUAAAUGCUCUUCCCCCUGCCUUUUUUUUUUUUUUUUUUGGACAAGCUCUUGGUAUGUAGCCUUGGCUGGCCUGGAAUUCAUUAUAUACACCAGGCUGGCCUUGAACUCUUAGAGAGCUGACUGCCUCUGUCUCUGAAUGCUGGAAGUAAAGAUGUUCACCAUCACACUGGCCAAAUUACUACCUCUUCUUCCUCUUCCUCUUUCUCAUCCUCCUUUUUAAAACUAGUAUUGGGACUGAAUCUAGGGUCUCUCAUAUACUAGGCCAACACUCUACAAAUGAGCUAUAUGUCUCAUCCAUAAACUUUUUUAUUAUUAAAAACACGUUGCAAAAAA